Symbiodinium sp. CCMP2592 is the source of this 1338-nucleotide messenger RNA. The record is from the annotation of a GenBank genome assembly. NCBI's taxonomy places the organism in Eukaryota, Dinophyceae, Suessiales, Symbiodiniaceae.
AUGCUGCGCCUGGGGAAGCUCCUGAGAGCCUUACGUGUGGUGAAGAUGUCGCAGGUUCUGGAGUCAUUGCAGCUACUGCUCAAAUGCAUCGCCGCUAGCGUCCGGAUUCUCUUCUGGUCCUUGGUCCUGCUGAUGAUUAUUCAGUGCAGUGCAGGGAUGACUAUCUCGUACAUGGUCAGUGAUUUCAUGGUAGACCCUGCUGUGGACGAGGACAAGAAGUUUGCGGUUUUUCGGUAUUAUGGAACGUUUUCCAAGACACUGCUGACUAUGUUUGAAGUGUUGUUUGCCAAUUGGGCACCUGCAUGUCGAGUGCUCAUGGACAAUGUCAGCGAGUGGUAUUCCACAGUUUUCAUCAUUUACCGGAACGUUGUCAAUGCGGUCUUCGUGCAGAGUACCAUGAAGGUAGCCCAGGCAGACGAUGAGUUUUUGGCGGCAGAGAAGCAAAGACAACAGGAUGCAUACCGCAAGAGAUUGACGAACCUUUUCAAGCAAGUGGAUUCUUCUGGCGAUGGCAAGAUCGACAUCGAAGAGUUUGGCUUCCUAUUGGAGAAUCCCAAGCUUCAAGUCUGGAUGGGACAGCUUGAAAUCGAGACAACCGAUCUAGUUGGCCUCUUCCAGAUGCUCGACGAUGGUGAUGGUGAGAUUUCACUUGAAGAGUUUGAGGCGGGCAUCAUGCGCAUGAAAGGAUAUGCCCGCAGCUUUGAUCUGAACAAGAUUGAGCGUGAGAUGCAGAAGAUGCAGACAAAGGUGGAGCAAGUGAAGCGCGACAACCAGUACUACAAGGCCGUGAAUCGCGAGCUGAAGAAAAGGCUGCGGUCGCUGCUCGAGCAGCGCUGGGAGGGAAAUGCGCCGAGUCGAACACCGCGCUUCAUGCCAACCAAUGAGGACAGAGCACAGUCCAAGUUCUUGGCUUGCCGUGUAUGUGAGGAAAGAGUAACGUCGUUGCUGGCAAUCUUCCGCAGUGAAAUCGAGAAAGCUUAUUCCGUGGACGAGGAUUGGGCAGAAAAACUGUCUGAAGGAAUGGGAAGUGCCAGGCAGCUAUCUAGGGCACUACUGCUCGGGCAGCGGUUGGACAUCGACCUCCACGAUGAUGGUUCGGCAUCCCUAAAGAAGGCCGUCGUCACCCAAGAGCUAUUCUACCCGGAGAUACUGCACAGCGAGAAGUUCCACUACAAGUCCUAUAUGGUACAGAAUGCUUGCCAGAAAGCUUUCGAUGAUAUGGACUUUAUUGCAGAUGCCGUGGCUCGCGCGCGGCGCAGUGGUGCCUCGGAUGCGCAACUGCUCAUGAUGCUGAACAGAGCUGGAAGAGCGGCCUGUUCACAGACACGGGUGCCUUGA